Molecule: messenger RNA, 2938 nt
Organism: Eublepharis macularius
Lineage: Eukaryota; Metazoa; Chordata; Lepidosauria; Squamata; Eublepharidae
Gene: HMGN3
Product: high mobility group nucleosomal binding domain 3
Exons: 7
Coding region: 866-1303 (145 amino acids)
Biological process (GO): chromatin organization
Cellular component (GO): chromatin; nucleus
Molecular function (GO): nucleosomal DNA binding
Source: RefSeq, a predicted model, not a curated record
CUUUCUUUUAUUGAUCACGUUAUAAGACUAAAUAAUACAGAACUGCAUAGACUGGGUUAGCUAGACUGCAGCCAAAGCCCAGUUCAGCUGUUGUGUCAUAGACUAGUAGCAAAUCAGUAAGGGGGCAUUAACCUGAUGGUACUUGUGUACCCUGUCACAAGCAAUAUCCAGAUUUUGCUAUACGGUAACCGGUAUUCUGGGUUUGAAAGUUCAGUGACCUAGUCAUUUAUUAUUAAUUUUUUGCAUGGAUAUUCUGUGUCUUUCAUCCUGGUGUUCUAGGUGCAGGGGUGGAAAAUGGUCAGUCUUUUCAUCUUGGUAAUUAAUUUGUCAGUUUUUUAAAAAAAUGGUCAGUAAAGUCAGUAUUUGUUUUGGUUUUGUGAAUGCAAUUUGUGAUUAUUUUUGUUUUCGCUACUGCAUUUUGGGGGAAACAUGAUGACUUCCCAGUGAGAAGACAGAUUUUGUCUUGUUCUCCUAAUGAUUAUUUUAUGUAUGAUUUUAAUAUGUUUUGCUGUUUUAUUAUCUGCAGCAUGCAAUUAUUUUAAAAGAGGUAUCUUUUUUGGCCUUAAAUUUUAUACAAUAACAAAAACAUUGUCCUAUCUUCAUUAAAAUAAUUCAAUAAAAAGGUGUGUGAUGGCUGACUAUGGGGAUGUUGGAGGCCAGGCAAUAAUAAUUUUUAAUGAUCCCAAUUUUACUUUUAAAACCCUAAUUUAUCGAUUGGCUGAGAUGGGUAAGUUGUUCAGUUUUAUUGACAAUAUUUAUUUAAAAUUUAUCAGUUUUUGACAGUAUUUGGCCAGUGUUUUGAACUUUUGUUCAGUAAAAUCAGUAAUUUUGACCCUUUGACUAACUUUCCACCUCUGUAGGUGGCAUGCAUGGGGUUGCGAAGGCACUGAUCACAUUCAGCUUCACUUCAUCAGGAUCACUGUGGCAUGUCGGCUGUGCAAGUGAACUUAUUUCUUUCUGGCAGAGUGUCAGCUCAUUUCAAGGGUCUGCUACUGUGCCAACAAGACGAUCUGCAAGAUUGUCAGCUAAACCAGCUCCACCAAAACCUGAGCCUAAGCCAAGGAAAACCACGAAGAAGGAACCUGGAACAAAAACUAACAAAGGUGCUAAGGGGAAGAAGGAUGAAAAGCAAGAAGCUGCAAAGGAAGGUACUACACCAUCUGAAAAUGGUGAAAAUAAAGCUGAAGAGAUUCGCAUCUCUCGCUCCACUGUUAGUGUUUCAACAUCCAGAGGUGCUCCACCCAGCACACUGUCAGUAAAAGGGCAGAUUGAAACAGUGAAAGUUAAGGGCACAGAGAACUGAACGUGUAGAAGACAAGUGCGUGUGAACUGACAUGAACAUUUGAGGAUGAUUUUAUGUAUCUCUUGGACAACUUUUAAAAGAUAUUUUUAUCAAGUAUUUUGUAAAUGCUAAUUUUUUAGGACUUACAAUAAGUUGACAAACUGUAUAUGGACAUUUCCCCUCCCAUAUGCGCGCUUUUAGAAAUUCCCAAUGUUGCCAAGUUUAAAUAAAAUGUAUCAACAUUGGAAAAAGAGUGUUUAUAAGAUUGGGCAACCAUUCCAUAUACUUGCUUUUCAGAAAUGUAAGUCUUGUGCAUAUGGUGAUGUUUUUACUGUGGGUGUUUGGAUUUUUCUUGCAGUUUUUCUAUAGCAAUAAUCUGUGGUGCUUUUGUACUUAAGGUUUAUGCGAUUUUAAUGAAACAUGUAUAGAUAUGGCCAUCUGAUGACCAUGUUGAGUUCUUUGCUAUUGGUUUAAAAUAAAAAAGUUUCCUUGCCAGCAAAUAUUCCAAUGUUUUCUCUAAAUUUGAGAUAUGUCUUAUAAAUACUUCACUCUUGUUAAGCAGAAAAUAAGCACACUUAUUUGCAAGUUGAUUUCAGUGAUUUCAGGAUCAGUGUUUAAGGUCAUGGAAGGCACCCUUACUCUGCAACCUAAAUACACUUACUUUGUAAUAACAUUUAUUGUUUGAAAUCAGUGUACAUAAAUACACUUAUUUCAACGAAGUGUUGAGUGGGCAAAGGCCAAAGUGGUUUGUGCUCAUUAUGCAGCAUUUAUGAUGCAUUCAGACAUAUACAUCUGUUUCAUAAAUGUGGAUUUUGUGAGGCAUCAAGCCAAACACAACCAACAACUGUAUACUGUGGUCUGCCAAGUACUGCAAAAGUCCUACAGCCUCAGAACACAUCAGGCUAAGGCAGUAAGAAAAAAAAAAUAUCGGAAGUUUCAUGAGCCCGAUAGACUAUACAGACUGAUGGGCUGCUUUGGCUUGAUGGGUCAUAAUUUGUGAAAGACCUGAUAUACAAGAACAAAAGAUCCAUGACAUACCAAGUGACUUUUUCUACAUUCUUCUUCACUGUAUCAACUUAAAUUGACUAUAGUCUUGUAACAGCACAACACAAAUUGAUGUAGUCCUUGAUUGAGAGAUGCAGAGGAACAUCCCUCCCAUCUUUUAAACCGCCCCUUUCUCUUUUUGUUUUACCAGAGAUGAUUUCCAUGUAAACAUUUAAGACUACAAAAUCGAAUCCUCUGCUUCAAUUCUUAAUCUAAAUUUGGUAAUUUCUGCUUUUUAAUAAAACGAUUGAUGAAAAAUGUGUCAAAGUUAAAACAACACUGUGUGUGGUACCUUGUAGAGAUAAUGUAGAUUAAGUAUAUUUUAAGAGGUCUGUGGUUGUGCUGGCAGUGUUAAAUUAGAGGGAUAAUUUUAAUACGUAUGUUAACACUGCUUCAGCCCAUUUUAGCACCUAGUGAUUUCCCAUUUGUUUUUCUCAUUUUUGCUUGGGACUUACUUUUUUCUGUUGGGGGGAGGGAGGAUGGAGGGGGAGAAGAUAAAGGAACAUAUUUAUUGUCCUUUGGUAACAUUUAUUUUUUAUUGCUACACUGGUGGCCCUGAUGUUUGGGAUAUAUGCAUGUUUCAGUCAAUAAAUGAAAGUAAUUAUCACCUAA